This is a messenger RNA of Salmo salar (Atlantic salmon), 1064 nucleotides long. RefSeq names its product putative tRNA(His) guanylyltransferase. Gene Ontology annotation, biological process: tRNA modification. Gene Ontology annotation, molecular function: magnesium ion binding; tRNA guanylyltransferase activity. NCBI's taxonomy places the organism in Eukaryota, Metazoa, Chordata, Actinopteri, Salmoniformes, Salmonidae. The record is from RefSeq and is a predicted model, not a curated record.
UAUACAUCUCUGAUGAAAAUAACUUGUGUUCUGUCCUUUGUCAGCUACAUUCUCACAAAAAUAUUUAUACUAAUAACUUACAGCACUUCCUCGACAAUAGCACCACUUACAUUGAUUCACCUAAAGUAAACUAAGUUAUACCAUUGUUUUAAGGAAGAAUUAAAAUCAUGGACUGAAGAGGAUGACAACCAUUUGUUUGCAGAGCAGCACAACUUCCUGAAGCCCAUCGACGACAGAGCUCUGGGUCUGAUGACACGCAGCACCAGGUCUGUUAUGGAGGACCUGGAUGACAUCAUCAUCUCAUACCGACAAAGUGACGAGUUCAGCUUCGUCUUCAAGAGGACCUCUGGUUCAAAAGGAGAGCCAGGUCACGUCAACACCCUGUAUACCAGUGUUUUGGAGGUUGGUGCAGAAAGGCGGACUCACCACUACACAGGCAGAGGACAGACUAAAGAGAACAUUGGCAGCAGAUAAGAAUGAAAUCCUGUUUUCUGAGUUUGAUAUCAAUUACAACAAGGAGCCUGUGGUCCACAGGAAAGGAACCGCCCUAAUGUGGAAGAAGCUGGAAGAAACAGUGACCAAGACUGUGAAGCUCCCCAACGAGGAGGAGGAGGUGCCAGUGACACGAACCAGGAGGCGUGUCAGUGCCCACCACUGUGACGUGAUAGGGGACGAGUUCUGGGAGGAACACCCCAACAUUCUAGAAGACCACUGCUGAGAACUUUUCCUAGAGGAGCAGAAAUCUGCACAGUGGUUAACGUUGAACAUGGACAGAGUCUCGCUUGUUGUACUUCUACAUGUUCCUGCUGUGGGAUGAAGAGAGUUGGAAGCUGUCAUGGACUGUAUGGAUACUCUUAAUCACUAACUCAUGAUUGGAACAAACUGUCAGCGGUGGUAGAACUCAAACACCAUCAUGCUCUUUGCUCAUGUACUGUAUACAAAUAUUUGAAAUACGGCCUGUCUUAUGUCUGGAACCAUGAAACCAAGAGAAUGUGUAUUGUUGAUGAUGUUUUGCCGAUGGUGAUGCUGGCAUAUUAUAUCAUCAUAAUAAACUAGUAGGCUUA